Drosophila ananassae is the source of this 929-nucleotide messenger RNA. RefSeq lists its product as uncharacterized. The record is from RefSeq and is a predicted model, not a curated record. The coding region runs from base 122 to 832 and encodes 236 amino acids. Lineage: Eukaryota; Metazoa; Arthropoda; Insecta; Diptera; Drosophilidae. The transcript has 3 exons.
GAACCAAGCCCUAAUUUGGUAUUUUAACCUUAUCGCCGAGCACCAGCGUUUCUCUAAUUCUCUAAAUCACCCAAAUCUUUUGUUUACGUUCUCAAAUUUGUUAUCUGCAGCUUCCAUUAAUAUGUCCGAGCCGGAGGAACUCCCCGUCGAAGAGCUCCCCAAAAGGAGUUCGAGGCAAACCAUUUGGUACUCCAUAGAAAACGCUGUAGAGGAGAAGGAAUGUCCGAGUUGCGGAAAACCAAUGAAAUCCUUCAAAAACCGCUUUGCCCACAUUAAAAAGUGUUUUAGCAUAAGAAAACUAGGUCCUGUUUACAGGCUACAUGGCUAUGCAGAGUGCAUAUGUGGUCUACUCAUAGCAGAUAUGCCCAAAGCCAAAAAAAUGCAUGUGUGCUUGGGUAAAAUUCCUGCUUUUGAGCCAGAAGUUUAUUUUGAAUCGCUGCCACCUGUGCCUGCUGCUAGUCCGCCUCCGGAACCUUCUCUGCCAGAAUCCAGUCGAUUGCCAGAAAAAAACACCAUCCUAAAGCCCAAGAAACAAGUGUGGAUACGAAACUUCAGUUCUCCCAUUAAGCCGAGAGGUGUGCAAUUAUUAGAUACAUCUCCCCUCGAAAAGCCAAGAGCCAGGGUAAGCACUCUGCCUCGAGUGCGCAACUUCGAUCGACCACCUCCAGCGCCAUCUCCGGAGGAGGUCUGCGUCUACUCCAUUAUUCGGCAAAACGGAUCGAUAGCCUUGACGGGACGGUCCAUAUUGACGCAGCGAGGAUGUAACGAAAAUAUCACAAUAGUUCGAAAACGAAUAAUGCGACAAGGCGCUCGGAAAGGUGGCUUAUCCUGACCAUAGCUUAUUAGAUUUAUAUUGUAAUUAAUUAUAAAAUCAAUUUAAAUAUGUAUGUAUAAAUUAAAAACUUUCAAUUCAUAGUACUUUAAUUCAA